Molecule: messenger RNA, 2655 nt
Organism: Osmia lignaria (orchard mason bee)
Lineage: Eukaryota; Metazoa; Arthropoda; Insecta; Hymenoptera; Megachilidae
Product: OTU domain-containing protein 7B
Biological process (GO): protein K48-linked deubiquitination; protein K11-linked deubiquitination; protein deubiquitination involved in ubiquitin-dependent protein catabolic process
Cellular component (GO): nucleus; cytoplasm
Molecular function (GO): cysteine-type deubiquitinase activity; DNA binding; K63-linked polyubiquitin modification-dependent protein binding
Source: RefSeq, a predicted model, not a curated record
AGUGAUCGCACUAAUGCAAUCGCAUCAACCUAUCCACUAGUAUAUAGGUAGUAAUACUACUGCGUAAAUAAACAAUAGUAUACCUCCCGUCGAUUUGACAUGUGACCGGUAUAAAGUUUCACAGUGACUGUUGCGCGCAACAAAUAAUUUGCUUUCUGCCCUUCUACCAGACAGUUACGAGGCUACGCGCUCUAGGUUAUGUUGUGUUUAUAUUACCGUUCGCGCAAACAGAUUCUUCAUUUUUAUACAUUGUGGACAGCCUUUCCAAAGAAAAUUUCGCUGCGCUCAAUUGCACUAAUUCGAUAGACGGGCCAAGGUGCAGUAAGGCAAGGUAAUGAACGUGGGACUAUCCACAUAUGAUGGUUCAGAGAAAGAAUCAACUCCCAAUAAUGGAUUGGAAAGUGGAGGAGGCGCUACAAAGAAAUUGGCCAGGGGUAUAUCUAGAGCGACUGAAAAUGCAGCUAUUGUCUCCCAUGCACGUUCUCAAUUAACUACUCUAGGUCCUUUGGAUACUCCAGAAUUCACAUUUUCACUUCCUGAUCUGAGUGUAUAUCCAGAUUCGUUUCGUCAGUUUUUGGAGAAAGAUCUGAUCGAAGGAGGAUGUUUAACAUCUCUGGAAGCUGCUGGUCGUUUGAACUGGUGGUGCGGAGGUAAAAAUGGAAGCAACAGAGUCCUGUGGCCUCUGGCAACAUCGGGAGAUGGCAAUUGUCUUCUACACGCAGCUUCCCUUGGCAUGUGGGGCUUUCACGAUAGACUUCUUACAUUAAGGGAAGCGCUACACGAUACUCUGGCCAAAGGAGAGUACCGGCAUGCUUUGUUUAGAAGGUGGAAAUGGCGGCAGAUGGGUUUAAAUGCUGCUGCAGGAUUGUCUUAUACAGAAGCAGAAUGGUUAACAGAAUGGCAGACAAUUGUGGAUAUGGCUUCUCCUAUUUUCAGAAAUCAAACUGCUACCUCUUAUCAGAGUCUUGAAGAAGUACACGUAUUAGCUUUGGCUCACGCUUUGAAGAGACCUAUAAUAGUUAUAGCAGAAACUAUGUUAAAAGAUGCAGAAGGUGUAGCUUUAGCACCAAUCCCAUUUGGCGGUGUAUACUUACCAUUAGAAGUACCUCCAUCUCGUUGUCAUAGAACCCCGUUACUUUUAGCGUAUCAUUCAGCUCACUUUUCUCCACUGGUUACCGUGGACGGAGCAAGUGAUUUCGGGGAUGGUUGUAACGAGGGUGUUAGUAUACCUCUUGUAGAUCCAGACACAGGCCAGUUGUUGCCUGUUUUAUUUGCAGUCGAUCCUGGACCGGAGUGGGAUUGGGAGGAAGGUUCUCGAGACUUGUUAGCUUGCCAGCAAGACACGCUGGAAAUUUUAUUGAGGGUAUAUUUGGACUGUGAAUAUCAAAACUUCAUAUCAGAGGACAUCGACAGAUUAUCCGAUACCGACGGUUCGCUUUCUAAAACAGCAAAGCAGCUACUAGGUGUGGCGAAACAAUUCGGAUCCAUUGGGAAAUCCGUUAGUAAAAGACUGUGGUCAAUGGCGAAGAGACCAAAGAGCCCACCGGCGACGGCAGGCGAACUUUCUACAGGUUUAUUGUGCGUAAGAAUUAGAAGUAGACGGCAUCAGUAUGUAGAUCAGAUGCUUCAAAAUUAUCUCGAAUGCGCUCAUGCAAGAUACCUGCAAGAUCAUAAAGUUGAUGACACUGGUACUGAAAUGAAUUAUGGUGCUGGCAAGUCGAAAUUUUAUGCUGCCAGCGAUCGAGAUAGCCAUGCGAGUGUCAGCAAGUUAUUACCCACCAAUCCAAAUAAAGAUCGUACACUUUAUCUUUCUAGAUCUACUUUUUACAAUGACCAAGCAUCGUCUGAUAAAUCGGGACCAGCGUUGUGGAAUAGCAACGUUUUAGGAGCUGUAGUCAAAGAAUGUCGUAGUGAACAAUGUCAAUUUUUCGGAUCAGCAGAGAAUGAUUAUUAUUGUUCACAGUGUUGGGCAAAUCGACGUUAUCGUUGAUUAAUUAAUCUCCAGUGGAAUAUGACAAUAAUAACUCUUAAAUAUUGGUUCAAAUGAAAUCAAGUAUAUUCGGAUUUAGAAGAAUCACUAGACCCUUUAAAGUAUGGCUUAAAAGAAAUAAUGAACUCGCUAAUUUCAUUCUUCCUGCUAUAUUAAUUUAUUACAAUUCAUUCUAGUUCGACAUCAUUUUCUUUUCUCUAUUUAUUAGUAUUCAUCUUUUUCAAAAGCAUAUCAAAUGUACAGGGUUUCAAUUUCUAUCUUUAGCGUAUUAUACAUUAAAAUGCCUUUCGCGUGUAGCUUGUAAAUUAGAAUCGUCUGUUACGACAAAAUUUCUAUUUUCACGAAAUACAAUCAAUUCAUAAAUUUUUUGCACGUGCCUUCUGUCGCGCACGAUGAAAAUAUUAAAUAUAGAUACGAUGAUAAUACUCGGUUUUCAAUGCUGCGGUGGAAAACCCAUUUAUUCUUGCAACUACCUCUACCGCUUUUAAUAUAACGCUUUGUACGAAUUAAUCGCUCUAUGCUCGCUCACUUCUUCUUAAGUGAGAUUAUUUACAAAAGCGUGUACUUGAUAUGAUAAAUUGAUAUCAAAUCGUUCAUUAUAUUUAAUCUUGCCUGCUGGCAACUGUUCAUGUAAAGUUGUGUGAGGAAUAAAACAUAUUUUUAUA